AUGUUUAGUGAUCCUGCAUUCUUUCGCUUAAUUCUGGCACAUCCAAAUCGACACAACUAUGAUUUGGGCUCGUUACAAUAUGUUGGUGUUGGCGCAACAUCUGUGCAGCCAGACUUCUUGCGCAUGCUUGAAACAGAACUUCACAUAGGUCGAACUGGUCAAGAAUAUGGUCUAACCGAGAGUGGCAAUUUUCUUACUAGUAGUCUCUAUGUCGAUCAUAAUGACAAUCGACGGCAUACAUCACUUGGCCGAUGUCUACCACAUAUUGAGCUCAAAAUCGUUAACAACGAUGGAACAACACUUCCAAUCGGAUCCGAAGGAGAAAUAUGGGCUCGUGGUUAUUCAAUCAUGCGUGGCUACUAUAAUGACCCUGAACAAACGAUAGAGGCUAUAAAUAAUAGUGGAUGGCUUCGAACAGGCGACAUAGCUACUAUGGAUGAAGAGGGAUACUUGUUCUUUGUCGGUCGAAAAAAGGACAUGAUUAUUCAAAGCGGUCUUAAUAUUUAUCCACUAGAAAUUGAGCGAGCUAUUUAUGAACAUCCAAGCGUAGCCGAAGUUCACGUAUUUGGCAUUCCCGAUCCUCUUAUGGACGAAGUCCGACAAGUUAUAUGCAUUCAUAAUACCAAAGCACAUUCAAUUCGUGGAUGA
Molecule: messenger RNA, 648 nt
Organism: Rotaria sp. Silwood1
Lineage: Eukaryota; Metazoa; Rotifera; Eurotatoria; Philodinida; Philodinidae
Source: the annotation of a GenBank genome assembly